AUGAAGACUACAGCACUCUUGGCCUUGGGCUUCCUCGGCACCGUACCAUCCGUAGAUGCUAUCCCUGCAUCGGUUAGUGGCAAGCAGGUUUCGCGAGCUCUGGAUAUCAGGCCUCGCGCUCUCCCAAAUGCUCCAAAUGGUUAUGCCCCAGCUCAUGUUACCUGUCCGUCAAGCCGACCUACUAUUCGGUCCGCUUCAACGCUGUCCUCUGAAGAGACAACGUGGCUUAAAUCUCGACGACAGAAGACCGAAACUGCCCUAAAGGAUUUCUUUGGCCAUGUCGAGAUUGACGAUUUCGAUGCGGUCAGCUACAUCAAGAAACACUCGGGCAACUACUCCGCCCUGCCUAAUAUUGCUAUUGGCAUAUCAGGCGGUGGUCUGGUAGCAUGCCUGAAUGGCGGUGGUACCAUCAAGGCCUUUGAUGAGCGCACAGAAGGGUCAACUGCCAAGGGCCAAUUGGGUGGUCUCCUGCAAUCAUCGACUUACUUUUCUGCCCUCAGCGGUGGCUCCUGGGCGCUCGGCUCGAUCUAUAUCAACAACUUCACGACGGUGUCAAAUCUACAAGAGAACCUCUGGAAUUUUACAAAUGAAAUUGUCCUUGGCCCUUCUACGAUGUCACCUGUCGACUUCUGGGCAACCAUAUCGGAUCAAGUCAAGAGCAAACGCGAAGCUGGAUUUUCGACUGGUGAUCCUGACUUCUGGGGCCGUAUCCAAGGCUAUCAAUUCUUCAAUGCCAGUGAUGGUGGUGUCGACUACACCUGGUCUUCAAUCGCAGAAACGCAAGCCUUCCAAGAUGGUGACAUGCCACUGCCGUUGGUAGUCAUGACUGGAAAUCAUCGUAACACAUCAACCCUCGGUACCUCGCCGAAACAAUACCCAAUCUAUGAGACUACCCCUUGGGAGUGGGGUACAUAUGAUGACAACAUCUACGGCUUUACACCUUUGGAAUAUCUUGGGACUCAGUUCAUUGAUGGUGUAGUCCCAAGCAAUGAUACUUGCGUCCGUGGCUUUGAUAAUGCGGGUUUCAUCACAGGCACUUCAAGUGACAUUUGGAAUGAAUAUGGGCAAGACCUUGUCUACUAUUUCGAGGCUGGUAUGGAAGGACUUUCAUCAAACUCCACGGAUGCGGAGUUGUUCAAAUACAUCAUUGAAGAAUUCCUCAACGCCACGAGCUCGACCAACUCGACUAUCAAUGGGCCUGCAUAUUACCCCAAUCCCUUCUACAAGUACAACACGGCCACAUCACCAGUUGCGGAUGAAGUUGACCUUGUUGUACAAGAUGGAGGCGAAACCAGCGAAAACAUCCCACUUUACCCCCUCAUCCAAAGAAAGCGCAACGUGGACGUAAUUUUCGCUGUUGAUUCUCUCGGAGGCGACAGCGACUACGACUGGCCUACCGGCUCAGCAUUGGUGGCCACCUACAACCGGACCCUGCUGAACGUGGCUAACGACACUUCUUUCCCUCCUGUCCCGGAUGUCGACACUUUCCUCAAGAACGGGCUCAAUACUCGCCCAACAUUCUUCGGCUGCAAUGCAUCCAGCCUAUCCACCCCGGCACCUUUGAUCGUUUACCUGCCCAACCACGACAUUAGCUUUGCCUCCAACUACAGCAUCCACACAGAGAAUUUCACCGAUGCCGAGCGCGAUGCCGUUAUCAUGAAUGGCUACAAUGUUGCUACUCAGGCAAAUGGUACUCUAGAUGACGAGUGGUCGACCUGCGUGGGCUGUGCGGUACUGAGUCGCUCCUUGGAUCGCACUGGUACCACCGUCCCUGAGGCGUGUACUAAGUGCUUCCAGCGUUAUUGCUGGAAUGGUACCGCUUCGAACCAAACCACGACGAAAUCUUCAUCGACUUCCGGCUCUUCGUCGGUGCAAGGAUCACUGGGUGCGGCGCUGUGGUCUGCUGUAUUGAUGAUGGGUAUGGCUGUCCUGGUGACGGCAUAA
This is a messenger RNA of Penicillium cataractarum, 1944 nucleotides long. RefSeq lists its product as uncharacterized. Gene Ontology annotation, molecular function: A2-type glycerophospholipase activity. The record is from RefSeq and is a predicted model, not a curated record. Bases 1 to 1944 code for a protein of 647 amino acids. The transcript is spliced from 3 exons. NCBI's taxonomy places the organism in Eukaryota, Fungi, Ascomycota, Eurotiomycetes, Eurotiales, Aspergillaceae. Gene Ontology annotation, cellular component: cytosol; intracellular membrane-bounded organelle. Gene Ontology annotation, biological process: glycerophospholipid catabolic process.